CUCCGUCCCGGACAACAUGAUAUCAAUAAUUUCACUCUGCUAUUGCAUAUGCCUCACUGAUCACGAUACUCUUUUGUCCUCCCUCGUUAGCAAACACUUGAUCCAUAUCCGCUCUGUUACAAUGGAUGGUCUAUCCCUCCUCAGCGUACUCAACAUCACUCUCAGUUUCUUAUUGUUCCUAAUCAAGUUGAUCAAGCUAGCCAUGGAGAUAUACGAGACCGGCAAGGUAUCGGAAAACGAGAGACUUCAGAAGGAGAUUUACGUCCUGACGGGGAUGGUUAAGUGCCUGCAGGAGCGAGCAGUGACCGAUGCUGACCCGCUCACGGACGAAGAACGAUUCCUGCACGACCUCUGCAGCGAGUGCAAUGCCGCUUCGAAUGAACUCCAAUCCAUGCUAGAUGAGCUACAAGAGGCAGGAGGCAGAGACAAGAUUUUUUGCAAGAACGCGUGGAAGAGCCGCGCCAAAGGCAAGCUCGAAGCUAGGCUCAACCAGUGCGGAGGGCGGCUUGCAUCGUUUGUCACUACAACAAAGAGCACGAGAAUUCUACAAGGUCUAAGUGAUAUCAAGCGGGGCGACGAGCUUUAUGCGGCCAGACUAGAAUCUCUCACCAAGGAGGUUUCCACACUCGGCUCCGAAAUGGCUCGCCACAUCCACGAUCUGGGUCUCCUACUUGGGAUAGGCGAUCGGAUCCGGCAGGGGGUGCAAGCCAUCGGGAUGCGGAUGGACCGCAAUGGUGCCCACGCGCGGGCAUCCUCGAUUUUGAAUCGAUUGGCCUUCGACGGCAUGCAUGACCGGUAUGAAAGUUUGGCAGACGCUGAAGCGGACAGCUUCCGGUGGCUCAUCGAUGCCGAUAUGCCCCUGGAUGACAGCCCCCUCCAGUAUCAAGCGCGCGAGGCCUCUCUGACCUGGCUCAGGGAGGUUCAGGGGAUCUUCCAUAUGACUGGGAAGCCCGGCGCUGGGAAAUCGACUCUCAUGAAGUUUUUAUCGGGCAACGUGCACGGGCGUCUGCAGGCCUGGUCCAGCCCACAGACUGAGUGGGAGAACAAUCUCCGAACUCCAGAUCAAAAGCUCAAUCUCUCCCAGGCGCAAUGCGCCCUCACUACGCUACAUACCCAUGACAAAAUCUACAUCAACCACCGCCUGGUCAUCUUCAUUGACGGUAUUGACGAGUUCAUGGGUUGCCAGAAAGAUCUGUGCCUGCUCCUAAACGAGUGGGCGCAGCUCAGGCCUCACGGCGUGAACAUCUGCGUCUCGAGCCGGGAGGACCAGGAUAUUCACGAAACACUGGGACCAUCCGCCACGUUGCGUCUCCAGGAUGUCACCUUUCCAGACAUCCUCGCUGUGGUGCAUGAUCGACUGACAAAAAUCACCAACUACGGCAUCAUCUACACCCCGGUUCACCCACCGGCCCGCCUUCGAGGGCACGAUGCGUUCGAUACCUUGUGUCAGACGAUGCUGGCUGAUCUCUGUACCACAGCGACGCCCUUCAGCCAGGAAGAUCUUCCGCGGGCGGAUCUGCGUGUUUUCUAUUUGGAGGGAUAUUACACGAUAGACCCGGCCCCAAGGAAGUCCAGCCUCAACUCUCAACUCGAUCUUAUCGACAUCCUGGAGCUGAUGAGCAUGUUCGUGAGGCAGCAAGUCCCUCCGCAGCGACCCGAACGAUUCUUUUGGUUUCUGGCCUCCUUGUCUCGCAUUCUCGGCACCGCCCAGCCCGAGGAGUACAAUCUCAAUCUGUGGCUGGAAUGUGAGCUGUUCGGCAAGACGCGGGCUCCUCCGCUGCUGCUCAGCAAUGAGAAUAAUACUCGCUGGACCUCAGACCAUGAUUCUCGCAGCCCGAUCCGUCUGAUGUUUCCUUUCCUGUUCCCAGCCCUGUCCGCAUGCAUUGAGAUCCCCUGGCGCGGAGGCGAUCUCCUUCCUCUUCUACCAGCCGGAGAAGAUUACGCGAGCUGGCUGACCCGAAUCGUGCCUUUCAGAGCGCUCACCCUCAACGCCAUCGGGUCGGCCCAGAGGCAGCUCCCCCGCGCGGCCGCUGGAUUCAUCGAGCUCUUAAAAAUUUAUUGGCGACACGGUCUGUCGCUGGACCAGCAAAGCCGCGAUGAAGUGAUUGCGGGGAUGGCCCGGGACCAGUGGCACUGGGAAUUCUUCGUCGUCGAAGCUCUCAGCAUGAACUCCGCGUGGCAUGACGGGGACCCCCAGGUGGAGUUGGAGGUCCAACUCGACGACCAGGCCUACAAGCGGGCUAAUGCGCUGGAGGCCGCGCAAUCUGGUCUCGGCCUCAUCACGGACACGGUUGGCUGUCACGACCCUCAUGUUCCUGUUGAUGAUAGCCUCUCCGGUAGUCUUCUUGAUGAUCGCCUCGGUGGGCCCCCGGAUGGUCCCUCCGAUGGUCCUUUUGGUGGUUUUCCUGAUGAUCACCCGGUUGGUCCCUUUCAUGGUCCUCUUGGCGAUUUUCCUGAUGAUCCCCCGGAUGGUCCCUCCGAUAGUCUGAUUAAAGGUUAUCCCUGGGAAGGCGGCAAUGUCUUUUUGAGUUCCUUGACAUUAACAGUCGGAAAGAAGAAGAAGAAGAUCGAACUGGUGUACUUUCUGGAUGAUCUUCCCAGGGCUCGCGCACUGAAGCCGCUUCGAGAUCGGAUGGGAAAUGCGUUUACCCUUCGUGAUCUCAUCACAGCCCUGUUCCCAGCCAAGGCGGCAGCCACCCUUCACAAGCUAGUCGAUUCGCCUCUCGCCGAUCUCUCACCCGAAGAGCGAGCAUCAAGGAUGCAUGAAUUGGAAGCAGAGGUCCGAGCCUUGUUGUGUCUCGAGGCCAUUGAGGAUGCAUUUGGCAAUUGAGGACGGGAGAAUCCAUUUGGGAUUAAUGAAAAAUGGGGAAAGGGGGGGCGUGGAUUUAGGGCCUUGUUCCGAGCGGGGGAGUUUUAUCUUUCUUUUCUUGAUUCCUUAAAUUUCUCCUUCUUACCCUUCUUUCUUGUUUUCUCUCGAUUUAUUUUUUUUCGGCGCCUUAUCUUUGUUCCCAUCCUCUCAAAAGUUCUAUUCACUGGCACCAACAAGUCCUCUAUGAGGAUCCUGUACUAUACGUGCCGUGAGGCAAAAUCUCUGCCCAACCUCCAAUCCAACCACGGUUGAAGGGCAUUUAUUUCUUUCUCCGCCACCUUGUCAAUACUAAGUGUAUCCUCUGCAUAUCUUUCUUCUAAAUAGCGAC
Messenger RNA from Aspergillus uvarum CBS 121591, 3197 nucleotides. RefSeq lists its product as uncharacterized. The record is from RefSeq and is a predicted model, not a curated record. NCBI's taxonomy places the organism in Eukaryota, Fungi, Ascomycota, Eurotiomycetes, Eurotiales, Aspergillaceae. The transcript has 4 exons. Bases 17 to 2830 code for a protein of 937 amino acids.